This is a messenger RNA of Salvia hispanica, 1957 nucleotides long. Its product is annotated as pentatricopeptide (PPR) repeat-containing protein / CBS domain-containing protein. The record is from RefSeq and is a predicted model, not a curated record. Gene Ontology annotation, molecular function: protein binding. Lineage: Eukaryota; Viridiplantae; Streptophyta; Magnoliopsida; Lamiales; Lamiaceae.
AAAUCAGUAGAGAUGGUGAUUCUGCGUCCCACACGUUAUCCAUAACUCUUCUCUCAUCUUCCAUCAGCGAUGACUGCUUCCUAAACCUCCAUCACCCAUAGAAAUGCAGCUUCUGCCGCCGAUUCCUCGACCUCCACCAUCUCUCCUCGCGUCGCCGGCUGUCUCCUCUCUUCGCUCUCGUACCACGCCUCCUCCUAGACAUUUACGCAAACGCUAUGCGAGCAAGUGCCCGCCCCGCCGAUCACCCGCUUCCGACCUCCCUAAUCUCAAGUCGCUCACUGCUCGCAUCGUCCGCCUCACUCGCCGCCGCCAACUCGCUACCAUAUUUGAGGAAAUAGAGAUUGCUAAGAAGCAGCAUGGGAAGUUGAACAUAAUCGUGAUGAAUGCUGUGAUGCAGGCCUGUGUUCAUUGCCGUGAUAUUGAUUCAGCUCUUAGAUUCUUUGAUGAAAUGUCAAAGCCAGACGGUUGCGGGGUUGAUGAGGUUACUUAUGGUACACUUUUGAAGGGUUUGGGUGGUUCUCAAAUGAUUGACGAAGCAUUUCAAGUUCUUGAGUCUGUGGAGAAAGGUACAGCUGCUGGUAGUCCACAGUUGUCGGCAGAGAUGAUUUGUGGUCUGUUGAACGCUUUAACUGAAUCAGGGGAUCUCCGCCGUGCUAAUGGACUUCUUGCAAGGUAUGGUCAUGUACUUCAGGAAGGUGGAGCUCCAUCAAUUUUGACUUUUAAUUUGUUGAUGAAGGGAUACAUAACAGCUGGUUCUCCCCAGGCAGCUUUAGGUGUACAUGAUGAAAUACUGAGACACGGACUGAAUCCUGAUAGGCUGAGCUACAAUACUUUAAUUUUUGCGUGUAUCAAGAAUGAAAACUUAGAGAAAGCAAUGCUACUUUAUGAGCAAAUGAAGGAUAAAGCACAGAACCACCAACACUUUGAUGUUUACCCUGAUCUUGUUACUUACACUACAUUACUACAGGGUUUUGGUCGUGUCAAGGAUAUUAACUCAGUUGAGAAGAUCUUCACAGAAAUGAAAUCACGUGGCAAAAUGUUUAUCGACCGUGUUGCAUAUACUACAGCUGUUGAUGCACUGCUAAACUGUGGAUCAAUAAGAGGUGCCCUCUGUGUAUUUGGGGAGAUUGUAAAACAAGCUGGCUGGAACCCUUUGUUAAGGCCCAAGCCUCACCUCUUUCUGUCGAUGAUGCGUGCGUUUGCUGCUAGAGGAGACUACAGCAUGGUCAGGAGACUAUAUGAACGCAUGUGGUUUGACUCAUCAGGAACAAUUUCCUUUUCAAUACAAUCAGAAUCAGAUCAGCUUUUAAUGGAGGCAGCUUUAUGUCAAGGCCAGGUUGAUCUGGCUUUAGAAAAGCUGAAGAAAGUUGUAUGGAAAUGGAGGGAUAUAUCUUGGAGUACUCGAGGUGGCAUGGUUGCUCUACGACUUGAGGCACUAAUGGGUGUAAACAGGUCUGUGCUGAGUCCCCGUGUACUUCCCCAGGUAUCACCUAAAGAUGCAAUUGAGCGCAUUAUGAUACCGUUUGGAGAAGCUUCACCUCUUCGAGCUACUUUGAAAUUGGAUCAAGUGGUUAUGCGUUUCUUUAAUGAUUCUGCUGUGCCCAUCGUAGAUGACUGGGGGGGCUGUGUGGGGAUAUUGCACCGUGAAGACUGUGAUACACUAGAUGCUCCACUUGCAACACUCAUGAGACGUCCACCACCUUGUGUUACAAACUCAACAUCAUUUGGCUCUGUAAUUGAUCUUAUGUCAGAGAAGAGGUACAAAAUGGUAAUAGUUGUUAAAUAUGGUGAUGCCCAUAGAAUAUCUUCUGGCUCAAGUUUCAAGGCUGUAGGAGUGUUUACGUAUGAACAACUAUGUAAGCUUACACAGAACUAAUUGGAGAUUACUGAUGAGCAGUUUUCCCUGUCAUAUAGCAAUAAAUAUUUGAGAUGAGUUAUCCUUGGCUUUCUUUCUUCA